AUGUCUACUCGCAUUGUUUCGGGUGACUGCUCCACCUUUUUAAGCGACGAGACUCUCCAAGAAGCCUAUGAGCUUAAUAUCCAGACAAAAAAUGGCAACAUUGUCAGAUUUGGCGAGCUUGUAGCGGGAAAAGGAGACUCGGUAACCACGAUUGUUAUCUUCGUGCGCCAUUUCUUCUGUCUAUAUGAUCAAGGCUAUGUCAAAACACUAUCCCAGCAGCUCACUCAGACCCUCCUCGAUACCAUCCCAGCCAGUGCCAAACCAGCCCAGGUGAUCAUCAUCGGCUGCGGCGACCAUUCCCUUAUCGUGCCCUACAUGGAAGAAACAUCCGAUGCCUUCCCCAUUUACACUGAUCCGACGGGGAAAAUAUACGAAACCCUACACAUGAAACGGACAAUGGAAGGAUUUACUAGUCCCCCGCCCUAUACACCGGAAUCAUUUCCUAGUGCUUUGGGUAAAUGUCUGAAGCAAAUAUGGAAACGCGGGUGGGCAGGACUGAGAGGUGGCAAUUGGAACCAGCAGGGUGGUGAAUGGAUCUUUCAACGGGGCAGACUCCGAUACGCACACCGGAUGGAAGGGGUGAACGAUCACCUCACGGCGGAUGACCUGUUUCAUGUUUUGAAGACAAACCAGGGACAGGAUAGACUAUCGUUAUCUUCAAGUUUGGAUAAACCGAGCGGUGGAAAGGGAGAGAUGGCCGAAGGAGGGAAAGAGUUUAAUGGCAGUAGCGUUGGAAAUGGAGGACCCUUGGUGACAUCAUAA
This is a messenger RNA of Penicillium cataractarum, 762 nucleotides long. Its product is annotated as peroxiredoxin-like family protein. Lineage: Eukaryota; Fungi; Ascomycota; Eurotiomycetes; Eurotiales; Aspergillaceae. The transcript has 2 exons. The record is from RefSeq and is a predicted model, not a curated record. Bases 1 to 762 code for a protein of 253 amino acids.